Poecile atricapillus (Black-capped chickadee) is the source of this 1211-nucleotide messenger RNA. RefSeq names its product MAK16 homolog (gene MAK16). The record is from RefSeq and is a predicted model, not a curated record. Gene Ontology annotation, biological process: maturation of 5.8S rRNA; maturation of LSU-rRNA. Lineage: Eukaryota; Metazoa; Chordata; Aves; Passeriformes; Paridae. Bases 132 to 1013 code for a protein of 293 amino acids. Gene Ontology annotation, cellular component: nucleolus; preribosome, large subunit precursor. The transcript has 10 exons.
CCCCGCCCCUUCCUGUAAUGGCGGCGCCCUAGACCGCGCGGCCGGGACCCGCAGCGCCGUCCGUCACCGCUGCCACCGCCACCACCGCCACUGCCUUCUCUGGCACCGCCGCCACCCCUGUCACCGCCACCAUGCACUCGGACGAUGUUGUCUGGAGCAUGCUGGGGAACAGGCAGUUCUGCUCCUACAAGAUGACCACCAAAACGCAGAAUUUCUGCCGGAACGAGUACAACCUGACGGGGCUGUGCAACCGCUCCUCCUGCCCGCUGGCCAACAGCCAGUAUGCCACUGUCCGCGAGGAGAAAGGUCGCUGUUAUCUCUACAUGAAGACGAUCGAGCGGGCGGCGUUUCCCCGGCGCCUCUGGGAGCGGGUGCUGCUGAGCAAGAACUACGAGAAAGCUCUGGAGGAGAUCGAUGAGAACCUCAUCUACUGGCCCCGCUUCAUCCGGCACAAGUGCAAGCAGAGGUUCACCAAGAUCACGCAGUACCUGAUCCGCAUCCGCAAGCUGACCCUCAAGAGACAGAGGAAGCUCGUGCCGCUGCGCAGGAAGAUCGAGAGGCGCGAGAACAGGCGAGAGGAGAAAGCCCUGAUUGCUGCCCAGCUGGACAAUGCCAUCGAGAAGGAGCUGCUGGAAAGGCUGAAGCAGGACACGUAUGGAGACAUUUACAACUUCCCCAUCCAUGCCUUUGACAAGGCCCUCCAACAGCAAGAUGCAGAGAGCGAGAGUGAGUCGGAUGCAGAGAGGGAAGAGGAUGAUGAUGAUGAGGAUGUGGACAGAAGGGAGUUUGUGGAAGCAGAGGAGAGCGAGCUCAGCGACUUUGAGGACAUGGAUAAGUUGGAGACAAGCAGUGAAGAGGAGCAGGAAGAGGAGGAAGAAGUGGAGAAGAAAGGUUCCCACUCCAAAUCUAAAGGGAAAACACCCCUGAAGGGCCCAGCCAGGAGAAAACGUCGCUACAUUGAGAUAGAGUACGAAGGGGAAACAGAGCCAAGCAGCAAGACAAAAGCAGCCUGAGGCCCCCUGAUCCCAUUUUGUAUGGACUGACAACUCCAGAUGUGUCACCAGGGCCUGACUCCACCUCCACCCUUCACAGGACCCUCAGGAACUGCUGGUUUCAUACUCCACUCAUUUUCUGCAGCAGCAGCAGCAGCGGGGUUUGUGUCCCGAGCUCACUGAGUUUGUACAACUGGGUGAAGCCCAAAAGAACAUCCC